Molecule: messenger RNA, 744 nt
Organism: Austrofundulus limnaeus
Lineage: Eukaryota; Metazoa; Chordata; Actinopteri; Cyprinodontiformes; Rivulidae
Gene: rmi2
Product: RecQ mediated genome instability 2
Exons: 2
Coding region: 59-502 (147 amino acids)
Biological process (GO): regulation of sister chromatid segregation; negative regulation of double-strand break repair via homologous recombination; maintenance of rDNA
Cellular component (GO): cytosol; nuclear speck
Source: RefSeq, a predicted model, not a curated record
CUUCCGGUUAGUGUAGUUUGGCGGGUUGGGAGAAAUUAAAAUAGUCUCUUCGGCCACAAUGUUCGCUGUAGAGAAAACAGGCGGAGAGCAGAAACGUCCUCCGCCCGUGAAGGUGCUGUCCGGCCAGCUGAGGGCGGCGGGAAGCCGGGCGGCCACGGAGCGGCCCGGGGAGGGCUUCGUCAUCAGAGCGGGCAGAGGUCGCUCUCUGCGGGUGUCGCUGGUGUGGAUGCAGGGGACCGUACUGGAGGUUCAGCUGGAGAGGAAUACCGUGCUGCUGKUGGAUGAGACGGGAACAUUUACAGUUCAGGGUAUUAACAACAUCCCAAGAGGAAAACCGUGUUUAUUUCCAGGGAAAUACGUCAUGGUGAUGGGUGUCGUAGAGGCCGUCUCCCCUGAACCAGUGGUCCGAGCUGUGAAAAUGGCCGACCUCUCAGACUUUGCUGUUCUCCACAGACAGAUGUGGAAGCUGGAGGUGGAGGAGCUGCAGCAGAUGUUGACCUAAAUGCAGUCAGUUUGAACAGAUGUUAAAGAACCUCAGAAAGACGGGAGACUUGACUUUUGGAGUGUCGGUGUAUUGUGAGACGUUUGGACUGGAAGUGUCCAAAAAAGUGAAGCUGCAAGCCUCACUAAAUGAAUUACUGUUUUUCACAUUAAAGACUCAACUCAGUUUAAUAAAGGUUAACUUAAACAAACAUGUCAUCACCAUCACAAUUAAAGACUUGUAUAUUCAUGAUACAGUCAAAA